Messenger RNA from Neurospora tetraspora, 3720 nucleotides. RefSeq lists its product as uncharacterized. The transcript has a single exon. Lineage: Eukaryota; Fungi; Ascomycota; Sordariomycetes; Sordariales; Sordariaceae. The coding region runs from base 1 to 3720 and encodes 1239 amino acids. The record is from RefSeq and is a predicted model, not a curated record.
AUGAACCCUUUUCGUCGCGCGCCAGAAGCCCAAGGCGAACAUGUCAGCUGGCGCUCCAAUACGACUAUCAUCCCCGACGACGUGAUCGAUCCCGAACUGCUUGCAGCAAGUAACCGGAAUGUUGUUGCUGAUCAGCCAACUCUCCUUCAACAACCACCUCAACUGCUUGCAGAAAGCAGCCAGGGCAAUAACGUUGAACAGACCAGUGUCUAUCAACACCCGCCGUUGGAUGUCCAUCAGUCCCACCCACAACGCAACCCUUUCUCCAACCCUCGGUUGAACCCUCAGUUCAACCAUCAACCCAAUCUUCAUGUUUCCUCUCCUUCUCGAGAUGGAAGUCUGUAUCAACAUCCACAGUUGGAUGUCCGGCAAUCCAACCCUUUCUCCAACCCUCACGCUAAUCGUCAAAUCAUCCCUCAUUUCAACUCUCAACCCAACCCUCAACCCAGCCCUCAAGGUCACUCUCCUCCUCGAGAUGAAAGUGUCUAUCAACACCAACCGUUCAACCCUUUCGCUCUCGCUUACUCUCCUCCUCAAGAUGGUCGCACCUUUUUCCAGCAACCGGCGGCGAGCCACUCACUUACCUCUCACCUCAACCCCAUGUCGCAAGGCGACGCCCCAGCCUCCCCGCCGCCCGGAACAUCUCAUCUCCAACAAGACAGCUUUGUCAGAGCCAACAUCCAGUCGCCGGUUAGAAGCCGGUCGCAAAGUUUUAGUCGCGGAUUCGGUCAAGGACCGAUGGAGAUGGAUGACAGCCCGUUCCCGUUCCAAGCGGAAGCCGACAGCAGCCCGCUAAGCUCCCUAGCCGCAACCCCGGCAGUUGCGAGCGCGACUUUGGCCAUGGACUUGGACGAUUGGGAACCGGGCCGAGAGGCCCAGGUUGGGAUUCCUAGCUCAAGCCCUCCACGGAACAACGCGACACCAAAGCGGCCUCGCGAAAGACAACAGGAAGACUUGCAAGGACGUGAGGGGCAGUAUCAACGUCCGCGAAGAUACAACAUAGAUGUACUCCUUUCCAGCGUGAGCAUAGCUCCGGUGGCGGAGAUGGAGAUCGAUCAGGGUGUAGCCGAGGGUUCCACCGCUUCAGCAGCGGCGAGCCAUGUGGACAUGGAGUCCACAUCUCACGAUCCCAGCCUCCAGAGGCCUGGGUCACAAGAGAAUGCCAGACCGAGAGCCACCACCUUGGAGAUUGGUACUGCCCUACGUGACGACAUUUUGCGGCGCAUUCGCCCGGGAAUAUCGUUCCCAUCUGGAGUACCUUACUCGACUCGUUAUUCCGAAUAUACUCAGCCUCCCGAAGACUUUUCGCGGCCCUUGGGCUCAGCACGGCCCAUGCCUCCGCCAGAAAAUCUGCCUUCUGAGCAUGGUCGAUCUCUAUCCGACGUCGGGGUCAAUCGAAUACGUAACGUCUCCGGACCGCAAACCGGUGAAUCUUCUCGGCACGGCCAGCACCUGAACUCUCAGGCACCGGGGCCUUCCACUUCCUCUUCUGCGGCACCACAAGUCCAAGAAGGCUACCCAUCACACGAGUCCUAUACCGAAGGAGUGUUGCAACACAUGAGAGCAGCUACCCCUGGACCUUCGGGAUCCGCGAGUACUGCGCCGAAAAAUCCGGAACCGGCGCUUUCAGGACAUAGUCUCGCGGGCUUAGUGCAAGGAGCAUUGCAAGAGGCGUCAGUAAACGACGUCGUGACAGCUGCACACGCCAUACUCAACCAACACCGCGGUUCAACCCAGAAUCAGUACCGGCAGAUACUACCCGCCCCCACGACCCCAAUGGAAAUCGACAACAGGAGCUCACAUCAACCCACCGAGCGCCUUCAGCAAAGAGACACCCAGAGCGAUGAUCAGGUCCAGCAGCAAGACAUGGACCCAACCGAACACCAAAGCCACCAACUUCCCUUCACCAACAUGGAACAAUUUCAACCCAUCCCUGCUCCCGCACCCACCAUCCGAUCCCCCCUCCUCAUCUCCCCCUUUCCCCUUCGAAUUCCCGACAGCUUCACCCCCGCGAUCCUCUCCCUCGCCAUCGACCCUCCCCGCUCCCUCCAAAUCGGCACGACGGACUCCCUGCGCUCCUACCUCCGCGCUUGCGGCAUCGUCCCCUACAACGACCUCUACCCUCGCACGAUCCCGGAUGUCCCCCGUGAGCCAUUCAACCGGACCGUUGUUGUCGAGGCACGAUACCUGUCUGUUAUCGGACUGCUGUACCCGCGGGCCGAGUUCAUUGUUAGUAGGAUCGCGGAGGGGGCGGAGGAGCACAUGGAAGGAAAUACGAACUACAACAAGAAGCUGGAGCCGAAUGCUGCGAUGAUGAUGGAGAAAUGGCAUGUGUAUAAGGCGGUGAGGAUGACGGGGGAGGAGAUGCAGAAGUUGGGGGUUUGUGUGUGGAGUGAGAAGGGGUGUGGGGAGUGGGAGCCUGUUGUGGAGGAAGCAAGGGAGACGAAGAGGGUGAAGAGGACGGAGGUGGUGGUGGUGGAUGAUGAUGAGGAGGAGGAGGAGGAGAGUGAUGAUACUGUAGUUGCCAGCGGUAAGGCGAAGGAAGGAGCUAAAAAUGAGAACACCAGACCGACAGUUGAAGAAGAUGAAGAAGCAGACGAGGACGUAGAAAUGGUUGAUGUGGAAGAAGAGGUUCAGACAUCAAAGAAGAGAAAGGGUAAGGCCAAGGAAGUGGAGGUUGCCAACAAGAAAGGCAAGGGCAAAGAGGUCUUGCAGGAGAAAGACGGCAGUGGUAAUGCAGCUGCACAGCCUUCCGCAUCCAAAGCGUCUGCUCCAGAUCCUGCAUCUGCACCCCUCCGGCGCUCCGCAAGAGUCCAAAGCCGACAGGGAAGUGCAGCUGCAGAAGAAGCCAACAGCGACAGAGACGAAUCGAAAACCAAGCUCAUCAUCACAAGGAAACUGAGGGCUAUACAAUUGGAUGAAGCCGGCGAAAGCAGCUCCGCCGCCGCCGCCGCCGCCGCCAAUCCCUCUCGGCCGAUCAAGACCCCCAAGCCCAGGCUGACCACCACCAAAGCCAUCCACUCCGUUACCGAACCCGCCGACCCCCGCGCCGCUUACCUCCGCGAAGCCUCAACCCACUACUUGAUUACCCUUCGCCAGCGUGACUGGCCCUCAGGCGGCGUAGCCCGCAUCCAAUGCACGCCCAAAGCCAGGCAAACAAUCGAGUACAUCCAAGAAUCCUUCGGUAUCCAAUCCCCAUACGAAGUCUGGAGACAAAAAGAUUACAGGGUGUGGAAUGGAGACACCGGAGAGGUAAAGCGUAGGUACAUCAAGGUCAUGAGGGGGUACGCCGGCGACGAGAACACAGAGGAUGGAGUGAUGAGGCUGUUUCUGGAUGAGAUGGACAGAAGGAUGAAGGAGAAGGAAAAGAGGAGGAAAGAAAAGGGGAAGGGAAAGAUGGGGGAAGAAGAGACUGGGGAUGGGAAGGAUAUGUCAACGUUGGAGGAAAGGAAGGCUUGGAAGGAGAGCUAUAAGGCGCUGAAACGUAGGGGGAAGAGGGCCGUGGCUCGUGCUAAGGGGAAGAGCAAGGAGGGUGAAGACAUAGAUAUGGAUUUUGACGAAUGGUUGGCGGUGCGGAGGGAGGAGGAAAAUGAGUUAUGUGAGAGAUGGUUUAAAGAGCGAGAGGGACUGGUGGAGGAGGAGGAAGUUGACAGUAAAACGGUUGAGUUUGCGCUGUUUGAGUACGGGGGAGGGGAUGGACUUGGGCUGGGUAAAGCUUGA